This is a messenger RNA of Cornus florida, 3284 nucleotides long. RefSeq names its product heat shock 70 kDa protein 15-like. Gene Ontology annotation, biological process: protein folding. The coding region runs from base 274 to 2847 and encodes 857 amino acids. Gene Ontology annotation, molecular function: ATP-dependent protein folding chaperone; ATP binding. Gene Ontology annotation, cellular component: cytosol; nucleus. NCBI's taxonomy places the organism in Eukaryota, Viridiplantae, Streptophyta, Magnoliopsida, Cornales, Cornaceae. The record is from RefSeq and is a predicted model, not a curated record. The transcript has 10 exons.
UUCUUCCUCUCCUUCUCCUUCCUCUCUCUCUCUCUCUUGGUUCGCCCCCUAAUAAACCCUUUCUCUCUCUCUAGCAAGUGAUUCGUUCUCGAAAAUAGAACACUCUUCACGACAACAAAAACAACACCGUAGUCUUUGAAGAAUUUCGUAGAGUCUAUCGUACGCCGCCUGCGCACUCGAUCCACCUGCGCAGAGCUCUAGUUGCACGGCGGUUAUCUUCUCUGUUGGGAAUCGACUGAUUCUGUGCGCUGAAGCAAAACUUUUUUGGCAAAUAUGAGUGUGGCUGGUUUUGAUCUUGGGAAUGAGAGCAGUGUUGUUGCUGUUGCAAGGCAAAGAGGGAUUGAUGUUGUACUCAACGAUGAAUCAAAGCGUGAGACUCCUUCAAUUGUUUGCUUCGGUGACAAGCAGCGCUUCCUUGGAACAGCUGGUGCUGCGUCAAGUUUGAUGAAUCCAAAGAACACGAUUACUCAGAUUAAGCGGCUGAUUGGCCGCCAGUUCUCAGAUCCUGAGCUGCAACGUGAUCUGAAGGCAUUGCCUUUUGCUGUGACCGAAGGGCCUGAUGGAUACCCUUUGAUCCAUGCACAGUAUUUGGGAGAAGUAAGAACAUUUACACCGACCCAGGUAUUGGGAAUGGUGUUCUCAGAUUUGAAGAGUAUAGCUGAGAAGAAUUUGAAUGCGGCAGUAGUAGAUUGCUGUAUUGGGAUACCUGUUUAUUUCACUGAUCUCCAACGAAGAGCGGUCAUCGAUGCAGCUACAAUAGCGGGUUUGCAUCCUCUUCGUUUAAUUCAUGAGACCACUGCUACGGCUUUGGCAUAUGGAAUUUAUAAGACCGACUUGCCUGAAAAUGACCAAUUAAAUGUUGCAUUUGUUGACAUUGGGCAUGCUAGUAUGCAGGUUUCCAUUGCUGGCUUCAAGAAAGGCCAGCUGAAGAUAUUGGCCCAUUCAUUUGAUCGGUCUCUUGGUGGCAGAGAUUUCGAUGAAGCUCUAUUCCAGCACUUUGCUGCAAAAUUCAAGGAUGAGUACAAGAUCAAUGUUCUCCAGAAUGCAAGGGCUUGCCUCCGUCUUCGUGCUGCUUGUGAAAAGCUGAAGAAGGUUCUUAGUGCAAAUCCGGUGGCACCUUUGAAUAUAGAAUGCUUGAUGGAUGAGAAGGAUGUUAGGGGUAUCAUCAAGAGAGAUGAGUUUGAACAAAUCAGCAUUCCAACUUUGGAACGCGUGAAAAAGCCAUUGGAGAAGGCUCUUGCAGAGGCUGGUCUCACGGUUGAGAACAUCCACUCUGUUGAAGUUGUUGGUUCAGGAUCACGUGUUCCUGCUAUGAUCAAGAUAUUGACGGAUUUCUUCGGAAAGGAGCCUAGACGAACGAUGAAUGCAAGUGAGUGUGUUGCUAAAGGCUGCGCUCUACAAUGUGCAAUUCUUAGUCCCACAUUUAAAGUGAGGGAGUUUCAGGUCAAUGAGAGCUUUCCUUUUCCAAUUGCUAUGUCAUGGAAAGGCUCUGCUCCAGAUACUCAGAAUGGAGCUGCAGAUAAUCAGCAAAGCACUAUUGUUUUCCCCAAGGGUAAUCCUAUACCUAGUGUGAAGGCUUUGUCAUUCUACAGAUCUGGCGCGUUCACAAUCGAUGUACAAUAUGCUGAUGUCAGUGAAUUGCAGGCACCGGCAAAGAUCAGCACAUAUACGAUUGGUCCUUUUCAAUCCACAAAGAGUGAACGGGCAAAGUUGAAGGUUAAAGCUCGCCUAAAUCUUCAUGGCAUUGUGUCAAUCGAGUCAGCGACACUCUUGGAAGAAGAGGAUGUUGAAGUUCCUGUUGUUAAAGAGAUGGCUAAAGAAGCUACUAAGAUGGACACUGAUGAAAUCCCAACUGAAGCUGCUCCCAGUGGUAGCUACGAAACUGAUACAAAAAUGCAAGAUGCCAAAGGUUCUGCCGAUGUUUCUGAGGCAGAGAAUGGUGUACCAGAAUCAGGGGAAAAGCCUGUCCAAAUGGAAACUGAUGCAAAGGUUGAGGUUCCAAAGAAAAAGGUGAAGAAAACAAACAUCCACAUAUCGGAGUUGGUUUAUGGAGCAAUAUCACCUGUAGAUCUGCAAAAAGCGGUGGAGAAAGAGUUUGAAAUGGCUUUGCAGGAUCGUGUUAUGGAAGAAACAAAAGACAAGAAGAAUGCAGUGGAGGCCUACGUUUAUGACAUGAGAAAUAAGCUUUAUGACAAAUAUCAAGAGUUUGUCACUGAUUCAGAGAGGGAAGAGUUUAUUGCUAAGCUUCAGGAGGUGGAAGAUUGGUUGUAUGAAGAAGGUGAGGAUGAAACCAAAGGUGUAUAUAUUGCCAAGCUCGAGGAGCUCAAGAAGAAAGGUAAUCCAAUUGAGGAGCGUUGCAAGGAGUAUUCAGAGAGGGGAUUGGUGAUUGAUCAACUUAUUUAUUGUAUCAAUAGUUAUAGAGAAGCUUCGGCGUCGAAUGAUCCUAAAUUUGAUCACAUCGAUUUGGCAGAGAAGCAGAAGGUUUUGAAUGAGAGUGUGGAAGCGGAGGCUUGGUUGAGAGAGAAAAAACAGCAGCAGGACUCGCUCCCCAAACAUGUCACUCCAGCUCUCUUGUCAGCUGAUGUUAGAAAGAAGGCUGAAGCACUUGACAGGUUUUGCAGGCCAAUUAUGAUGAAGCCAAAACCCGCCAAGCCAGCAACUCCUGAAACGCCAUCGCCAGCACCUGCACAGGGAAGUGAGUCAGAGUCUCAGGGUGCACAGAAUACCGACAACCACCCCAAUGCCAACUUUAAUGAGAAUGCUGCAGCUGGCAGUGGUGAGGCACCACCAGCUGCUGCUGAGCCGAUGGAGACUGACAAGGCUGAAAGUGCACCUGCCACUGCAUAAAUCAGCGGACCUAUUUUUUGGUUUUUUGUCAUAUACAACCCAAAUUGGUCAUUCGUAUAACUAUUACCAUUUCAGUCACUCUUUGGUAUGUCCAACCUCCAAUGGCCAGCGGCUAUGGGAUGUUUUGUUGAUCCGAUGGUUUGUGUUCAUAAAGCCCUCUUUGUCCGAUGGUUUGGCAAUUUCUGGUAUUUGAUAGUUUAGGUCUCUAUAAUACUCCAAGAGGAUUUUGUAAUUGGAAAGUUAAAUUGUUUUCCAUCUUCCUUUCAACGCUUUUUGUUGUGGGGACAAAAAAAAAAAAAAUCCAUAUUUAAAUUUAAAGGUGCUUUCAAGUGUGAUUUAUUUAGUCCUGCUCGUUUACUGCAGGUUUCCAUGUUGUAUUAAAAAUUUAGAACACUGUUGUUUGAGUUUAAAAGAUUUUGGAAUUCUUCUUUCUUCUA